Molecule: messenger RNA, 5634 nt
Organism: Rana temporaria (common frog)
Lineage: Eukaryota; Metazoa; Chordata; Amphibia; Anura; Ranidae
Gene: BCAR1
Product: BCAR1 scaffold protein, Cas family member
Exons: 7
Coding region: 369-3215 (948 amino acids)
Biological process (GO): cell migration; cell surface receptor protein tyrosine kinase signaling pathway
Cellular component (GO): plasma membrane; focal adhesion; cytoplasm
Molecular function (GO): protein binding
Source: RefSeq, a predicted model, not a curated record
CUCCCCCUCUCUCCUCACUGGCUCAGGGAGUCGGGCUGCCAGCGAGACAGCCGGGAAUACCGGGAGAGCGGAGAGAGGAGCGGAGCACACAGCCGGCUACACACCGGGAGCGCUGUGCGGGGAGUGUGCCCGGUGCUGGGCAGAGUACGGCGGGCACACGGCGCAGUCCUUGUUGGGUACGGGGGAGCGGAGAGAUGACCCCGGGCGGUGUGUGAUCUGCGGGGAGACAAAGACACAGAGCCGCUCCGGAGUGCGGGACAUGUGAUUACCGGGAGGACGAGGAUUAUCACCGGGAGGAUUACCGACACCCACCGGAGACACCACCGGAGACACCCACCGGAGACACCACGGGGGACACCACCGACACCAUGAACUACCUGAAUGUACUGGCCAAAGCUCUAUACGACAAUGUGGCAGAGUCCCCGGACGAGCUAUCCUUCCGAAAAGGGGAUAUCAUGACCGUGCUGGAGCGUAAUACUCAAGGUCUAGACGGAUGGUGGUUGUGUUCUCUACAUGGACGACAGGGCAUUGUUCCUGGAAAUCGACUUAAGAUUCUAGUGGGUAUGUAUGACAAGAAACAAGGUGCUGCUGGUGAUCAAGGUCAACAGAAGCCUCAGCAACAAUCCCAGCAGCAGCCACCCCAGACUCCAUUGCCUUAUAACAACCAAGGUGUGUAUAAUGUCGUCUCCUCAAACCAGUAUGCACCUAUGCAUCCUUACCAGAGCCCAAGUGCAGACAAUGUUUACUUGGUUCCGGCACCACCUAAAGGGCAACAGACACUUUAUCAAAGCCCUCAGGGGCCACAGCACCCAGGUCAAACAACCCCUUCCAAGCAAUCUACCUUGUAUCAGAGCCAGCUAUCUCAACAUCAGUUCUCUAGUCAAGUUCAAGACAUUUAUCAGGUUCCACCUUCCAUGAAUCAACCACCGGAACUGUACAAAGUCCCAGUGGGAUCCACCAGCCCCCCUCAGUCUCAGGAUGUUUAUCAAGUCCCACCAUCGGUUAGAGCAGGACAAGACAUCUACCAGGUGCCACCAUCAAUGACCCAGUCACAAGACAUUUAUCAAGUGCCACCAUCUAUGGAUAUGCGAGGAGGGGAUCCCAGGAAAACACCAGCAAAGGUUGUCCUUCCUACUCGGAAAGGCCAAGUCUAUGUGUAUGAUUCACCCAAGACAGAGCCGCAGGAGGAAUAUGACAUUCCGAGACAUCUGCUCCCAGCGGGAUCCCAGGAGAUCUAUGAUGUCCCCACCAGGUGUUUAGUGAACAACUACAGCCCAGAGGUUUAUGACAUUCCACCAAUGGCAGUAAAAGGCCCUGUCAGCCGAGAACAAACCCAAGAGAUCUAUGACAUCCCUCCCAGCUUGGAAAAAAACAUGCAGGAGCAGUUACAGUCUCACUUAAUGAUUUAUGAUAUUCCACCCUCCGUGAGUAAAGAUGUUCCAGAUGGCCCUCAAAGAGAAGAAACCUAUGAUUUCCCACCUGCUUUCUCCAACCAGAAAAUGCAAAUGCCACCCCAGGCUCCUAUUCACAUCCAUGAUCCUGAGCCAUACAUCCCUGAAGAUAUCUAUGAUAUUCCUCCUGCUGCUGUUAAGGGCAAUGACUCGUCAUUUUCCCAGGAGAUAUAUGAUGUCCCCCCUAGCUUAAGGAAACUUGCUGGACAACAAAAUUUCCAUGAUGUUUAUGAUGUUCCGAGAGAGUUCCAUGGAGGAAAAGCCUCGCUGGAGACUGAUUCGGAUUAUAUAUACGAUGUUCCUCCCCAGGUAGAUAGGGAGGUCAAAACUGUUGACGAACUGGCUGGAAGCUUUAAAAGGCUGUCUGCCUCCAGCACAGGUAGCACCAGAAGCAAUAUUUCCACAUCUUCCCUCGAUACAAUUCCAGUGAAAGAAUCUUCUGUUCAACCAAAGACUGCAGGCAAGGAGCUGAAUCUUGAUUUAGAAGCUGCCAUGGAAAUGUUGGUAAAGUUACAGCAUGGUGUUAAUAGUUCCAUCUCCUAUUUGAUGUCCUUCAUCAGCAGUACUUGGAGAAGUCCAGAGCAGAUGGAAGCCAAUACACAAAGCAUCCAGGCUGCAGUGGAAGGGGUGAAAGCCACAGUUAAAGAUUUGCUGGAAUUUGCCAGAGGAGCAGUUGUAAACUCAACUCAAGCAUCUGAUCGGACUCUGCAUGUAAAGCUUAGCAAGCAAUUACAGAAGAUGGAAGAUAUUUACCAACAACUGCUUAAGCACAGUCAGGCAUUGGAUAGCUGUAACUGGGCCUUGAAUGUUUUGGUAGCCAGCAAGCCGGGCGCUACGGAUGACCUUGAUCGCUUCGUCAUGUACUCCAGGGGGAUACCAGAUGACACCAAACAGUUGGCUUCUUUUCUACACGGAAAUGCUUCUUUGCUCUUUAAAAGGACCAAGCAGCAACUUUCAUUAGGAGAGUCCCAAUCUGGGCAGGACAAUAGCAAUCAUUUGCCUAAUAACAAUAAUAAUUUGUCUGUUGGUCACACGGAAAAGGCAAGUAUACAGUCAAGGCCUUUGCCAUCUCCACCCAAGUUUAUAGCAGAAGAAUCUCCGGACGGGCAGUAUGAAAACAACGAGAGUGGCUGGAUGGAAGAUUAUGACUAUGUCCAUUUACAGGGUAAGGAAGAGUUUGAGAAAACGCAGAAGGAACUGCUGGAGAAAGGAAACAUUAUUCGACAGGGGAAAAGUCACCUAGAACAGCAUCAGCUAAAACAGUUUGAACGUCUGCAAGAGGAGGUUGCCCGGCCUAUUGAAAAUGACCUGUCAAACUGGACACCCCCGCAACACUACAGCCAAGUCCGCGGCUCCCUCUGCAACUCUGACCGGCAGCUUCUUCUCUUUUACCAAGAGCAGUGCGAGGCCAAUGUCACCACCCUUACCAACGCCAUUGAUGCCUUUUACAGCUCCAUCAGUACCAACCAGCCUCCCAAGAUUUUUGUGGCUCACAGCAAGUUUGUCAUCCUCAGUGCCCACAAGUUGGUCUUUAUAGGGGACACGUUGUCACGCCAAGCCAAAGCUCAGGACAUCCGAAACAAGGUUACCCACUACAGCAACCUCAUGUGUGACAAGCUCAAAGAGAUAGUUCUCACCACCAAAACAGCAGCACUUCAGUACCCAUCCCCAUCGGCAGCCAAGGAUAUGGUGGAGCGAGUCAAUGAUCUCAGUAAUAGCACCCAGCAGUUCAGAAUGGUGCUUGGUCAGUUGGUCGCCGUCUGAAAGGCCAGCUGAAUUCAUUAUCGAGAGACAAACAUCAGGUUUGACACCAAGAGACGACAAGAGGUCCUAAUUGCUCAUUGAGCUUUGACUUCUCCUUAGAAACAUUAUUGAACUAUAAUUCUACGUCAUGAAAAAUAAAUUUAAUGAACAGUGACUCAGUCUUUACCCUCAAACUACAAUCUACAUUUCACAAAACAGAGGAAUGUCAGAUAACAAUUAGCUCUUAGCUACAUUUGUAAAUAAUUUGGGAUUACAUGUUCAUUCCAUGUCCCCAGGUUGUCAUGUAUGAACAUUUUUUGACAAUGCAUUUUAAUAAUUAUGUUUUAAGCUGCAAUACCACAGAGGUUUACCCACUGAAAAUCUGUCAUUGCUCUGGGUGCCUGUGUAACACAACACUUAGAACACUAAAACAGGAUGAUGCAAUACUGUACCAAGCAUAAACCAACAUUUUGGCAUACCAUAAGACAAUAUGAGUUUAAGAUAUUUGGAGCUGUGUGUAGUUUUGGUGGCUAGUUGGGCACAAAUAAGUGUUCUGUGUAGCUUGUGUGCCCUACUAUAGCUUGUUCACCGAGAAAUCUAACAAGUCAAGGAAGAGCCUGUUGUCCAUGGAAACUUGUGAACAGCUGACAUUUUUGUAUCACAUCUUUGAAAAAAGUAAGCAUGCUUCUGAUUGGAUGUUAAGGGCAGUACAUUUGCCAGUUCCACUUUAUCUGCCCUUUUAUGUUAGCAGACCAUAACACAAUUGCCACAUCUGGUCUGUGCCUGGAGUAAUACCCAGUAAGGCUAGCCAUACACAUUAAGAAAUUCAUGGAUCCCCCAUCCACAAUAAAAAGUUUGGAAAGGGGAAUCUUCCCAGCUGGCUGUUGUAUUCUGCCAGACACUGCUCCCAGAGCAGAAUACCCGAACGAAUACCAGCCUGAAGUUUGCUGAGCCAAGUGCCACUGCUCCCAGGGCAGAAUACCCGAACGAAUACCAGCCUGAAGUUUGCUGAGCCAAGUGCCACCCAUGGCUCGAAGUACAGACAAUUCCUGCUGAAUCGGACAGAAUUCAAGCCAUGGGUGGCCCUGUCAGUACCAUCUGACCCAACAAACUUUAGAAUUUAAGCCAGAAUAAGGAUAGUGCAAUGGUAAUUAUAGAUAAUGUUAUGGAAUGCUUCUAGCCGUACUGCAUGCUGGGUCUACACAGACUGCUUUUUAUAUAGCCUUAUACUAUGGCCUUUACACAAUAGAAAGUCAAAUUUGCUUAUAAGACCUUGUAACUCCCAACCCAGACUUUCUCAGUCAUUGCUAUGUAUAUAUUUCUGAUUGAGUGUGCCCGGUCUUUUAUUCCAGAACAAAACAUAAUUGAAUCUGUAUUUUUUUACAGAAGCAUGAAGGUGGUGCAUGUCCAAGUAAAGCCUGCACAACCUUAAUAAAACCUUCAUAGCCCAAAAUCUACACACACCAAAGUAACCAGAGACAGUGACACUAAGAGACAGAAGUGCCUCCUCAGCUCCCGUUGUCUUCUUAUUACCAGCCUGUCUUGCACUGCUGUUCAGUGUGACACUGGGGUUGUACUUGGAGAUUACACAGGCGGCCAAAUUGCAGAUUACCCAUACAUCCCUGGGCCUGACACUAUGCCUUAAUCCAUUUUUAGGAACCGAUUAUCAUAUAGUUUUUCAGUAAAGCCUGAACCAUUGGGUCAGCGGUAACAUUGAAUCUCUUAGGAUGUAAUUUUUGUGUUCAGAUUUGGGAGAAUUCAGUGUAUUUUGAUGAAUGACAUACAUUUUCUAUUUGUAGGGCUAUGUUUUAUGUGAGAAAAAUAAGGUAAAGAAAAUAUUGUCACAAUAGAAUAUACUGUUGUGAUGUUAAUGAAUCUCAUUGGAAGUAAUGACUGCACAUGUUUCGUUCUGUCUUGGAGUUUGGACGUAAUCUUCCAACAAAUUUGACCUCAUCUCUGUUCAUGUCAUUAUUAUACUCGAAAAUUAAUCAGAGUACUAGAGAACAGUUUCGUCUUAUGGUUUGAAAGCAGAUUAUGUUUUCAAUGAUAACUUGCUCAUUAGGGCGCAUUAGAAAACCAGAAAGCAAGAGUCUGUGUUGCUUAGAAAGAAAUCAGAUCAACGUUUCAUCCGUUAUCUUCACCUGUCUUAUUAGCUGUGGUCAUAACCGACAGUGACCAAAGUGACGAGCGCACCAAGUGAAAGGAAUGGAUUGUCAUGAAUAGGGUGAGACAUUCAAUGAUUCGGGUGUCUCUCAUAGUAGAACUGUUGCUCGUUUAGUAAGACCACAUCAUACUGAUGCCCUCUUCAUAUGGAUUGUUUUGGGAACUCCUAAUUGGCGCUAAAAGAAAAGACUGUGGACCCACUGGAGGAAUUACACCAAUACGCUAAAGAAGACCUUGUAAAUGUGUCUUGGUGGCAAUAAUAAUGGUUUGUCUGUAA